Chrysochloris asiatica (Cape golden mole) is the source of this 1476-nucleotide messenger RNA. Its product is annotated as cytochrome P450 2B11-like. The transcript has 9 exons. The record is from RefSeq and is a predicted model, not a curated record. Gene Ontology annotation, molecular function: heme binding; iron ion binding; oxidoreductase activity, acting on paired donors, with incorporation or reduction of molecular oxygen, reduced flavin or flavoprotein as one donor, and incorporation of one atom of oxygen. NCBI's taxonomy places the organism in Eukaryota, Metazoa, Chordata, Mammalia, Afrosoricida, Chrysochloridae. Gene Ontology annotation, biological process: xenobiotic metabolic process. The coding region runs from base 1 to 1476 and encodes 491 amino acids. Gene Ontology annotation, cellular component: cytoplasm; intracellular membrane-bounded organelle.
AUGGAGCUGAGCAUCCUUCUUCUUCUCGCUGUUCUCACAGGUCUCUUACUUCUCCUGGCCAGGGGCCACCCAAAGGCCCAGAGACACCUCCCUCCAGGUCCUCGUCCUCUGCCUUUCCUGGGGAAUCUUCUGCAGAUGGAUAGAAAUGGUCUACUCAAAUCCUUCCUGAAGCUCCGAGAGAAAUAUGGGGAUGUGUUCACGGUGUACCUGGGACCGAGGCCUGUGGUCAUGCUGUGUGGGACAGAGGCCUUGCGGGAAGCGCUGGUGGACCACGCUGAGGACUUCGCUGGUCGAGGGCCAAUCGCUGUGGUUGAGCAAGUCUUCCAGGGAUAUGGUGUUGUCUUUGCCAACGGGGAGCGCUGGAAGACCCUCCGGAGAUUCUCUCUGGCCACCAUGAGGGACUUUGGGAUGGGAAAGCGGAGCGUGGAAGAGCGGAUCCAGGAGGAGGCUCAAUGUCUGGUGCAGGAGUUACGGAAAUCCAAGGGAGCUCUCCUGGACCCCACCUUCUUCUUUCACGCCAUCACUGCCAACAUCAUCUGUUCCAUCGUCUUUGGAGAACGUUUCGCCUACAAAGAUCCUGCAUUCCUGCGGCUGCUGGAUAUGUUUUUCCAGUCCUUUACGCUCAUCAGCUCUUUCUCCAGCCAGGUGUUCGAGCUCUUCUCCAACUUCUUGAAGUACUUUCCGGGCACACACCGGCAAGUCUACAAAAACCUGCAGGAAGUUAAUGCCUUCAUUGGCCGCAAUGUGGAGAAGCACCGUGAAACCCUGGACCCCAGUGCUCCCAGGGACUUGAUCGAUACCUACCUGCUCCGCAUGGACAAAGAGAAGUCCAACCCCAACACCGAGUUUCACCACCGAAACCUCAUCCUCACCUCGCUCUCCCUCUUCUUUGCUGGCACGGAGACCACUAGCACCACUCUCCGCUACGGAUUCCUGCUCAUGCUGAAAUACCCCCACAUCACAGAGAAAGUCCACAAGGAGAUUGACCAGGUGAUUGGCUCACAUCGCCCUCCAACUCUCGAUGACCGAGCCAAAAUGCCAUACACAGAUGCAGUCAUUCAUGAGAUUCAGAGAUUUGGGGACCUCCUCCCUAUCGGUGUGCCUCGCAUGGUCACCAGAGACACUCACUUCCGAGGGUACAUCAUUCCCAAGGGUACUGAAGUUUUCCCUAUCCUGAGCUCUGCCCUCCAUGACCCAAAUUACUUUGAAAAACCUGAUGACUUCAACCCUGACCACUUUCUGGAUGCCAAAGGGGCCCUGAAGAAGAGCGAAGCUUUUAUUCCCUUUUCCUUAGGGAAGCGCAUUUGUCUUGGUGAAGGCAUUGCCAGGACCGAAUUGUUCCUCUUCUUCACCACAGUUCUCCAGAACUUCUCUGUGGCCACUUCUGUGGCCCCUGAGGAUAUCGACCUCACACCCCAGGAGAGUGGUGUGGGAAAACUGCCCCCCAAGUAUGAGAUCCGCUUUGUGCCCCGCUGA